This is a messenger RNA of Drosophila eugracilis, 3204 nucleotides long. It is a transcript of the gene dnr1, whose product is annotated as E3 ubiquitin-protein ligase MYLIP. Lineage: Eukaryota; Metazoa; Arthropoda; Insecta; Diptera; Drosophilidae. The transcript has 4 exons. Gene Ontology annotation, molecular function: ubiquitin-protein transferase activity. The record is from RefSeq and is a predicted model, not a curated record. The coding region runs from base 624 to 2609 and encodes 661 amino acids. Gene Ontology annotation, cellular component: cytoskeleton. Gene Ontology annotation, biological process: ubiquitin-dependent protein catabolic process.
GCUGUGUUAAACACCAAAAUAUCACAAUACAAAAACAACAAAGGAUAUCCGUGAAAUCGCCGGGAAAAAUAUAACGAAAAUAUAUUUUGAUUCUUGAACAAAAACAAAAAACGGUAUAAAACUUAACGCGUUUCACAAGACAACAAUAAAAAAGCUGAAACGUAUAAAAAGCGAAUAACCAACAACUGCAGCAACAAUCAAAAGUUUAUACGAAAAGCGUGUUUGUGCGUUCGUUGCCGCUUGAUAAAAAUGUGUACAAAAUUCCAAAAGUGCAAAUUUAUUUAAAUCACUCCGCAGUGCUCAACGUUCAAAGUUAACAAACAAACAAAUCAAAUAGGAGAAAAUAAAAAGCAAACUUAAACUGAAAUAUAUAAGUUUCCCAGAGUGGAACCAAAUACGGCAGCCCAAUUCAAUUUGUUGCGCCAAAACCAAAGAGCAAAAACAAAUUGCAACCUGUAGCUCGGGCUUCGGCUUUGAUUUGGGUUUUGAUUUUGAAUUCGGCUUUUGUGCAAACAAGCCGGAAGCCAAUCCCAGAUGCAAUUGUUUUGAACCGCAGCUGAGUCGAGCUCUUACCUGUUAGACAACAAAUCAAACGGCCGUUCCAGCAGCGAACUAGCUAAAAUAUGUGGUGCAUUGUCAACUUGCCCAACGGCACCCAGCAAGCCGUCAAGUGGGAUCCCAAAGCCAAUGGUCAGGAAUGCUUGGAGAAGGUCUGUCGCGCCUUGAACAUCAUCUGCGAGAUGGAGUACUUCGGCCUGGAGCACUGGACGCCCAACCAGAAAGAGUCGCAGACGCGUCAGUGGAUCAACCUGCGCAACCGGCUGUCCGGCGAUAGCGGAAGCAGCAGCGGUGGCAUCCAGUUGAUGCUGGCCCUGAGGGUCAAGUUCUGGGUGCCAGUGCACUACAUCCUGCAGGAGAGUGUGAGGAAUCUGUUCUACAUGCAGGCCAGGAGGGAUCUUCUGGAGGGUCGGCUAACUGCGCCGGAUUGGUGUGAAGCGGCCAAGUUGGCGGCUCUACUGUGCCAGGCGGAUGGACUGCGGUUCAAUGAGUCAUCUCUAAGGGCCGACUGUCCCAUGAGGAUGAGGCGGGAGCUGGCCCAGCAGCAGCAGCAACAACAACAGGCCCAACAGCAGCGCUUGGAGCAGCAGCGCAAGGAGAAGGAGCAUGUCCUCAGUUUCAAGAAGCGUCGUCUGUCCAAGCAAAAGUCCAUGGAGCACAUCGAAAUUUGCACGCUACCCACGACACAAACCACAAGUUGCAGCCUCCAGCCAUCGCCAUCUGCUUCCGCAUCCGCUUCAGCAUCCGCCUCCGCGUCGACAUCCGCCUGCUCGCAAACCCACUCGAACAGCAGCUCCAGCAGUCCCAGCAAUAGCAGCAGUCAAACGGGAUUGGACGAACGGCUGGCCAGCAAUCCACUUCGCAUGUACGAGGAGUACUUGAUCCAACCCAGCUCCGAGGGCGAACCACCGGCGGACUAUCUCCGCCAAAUAGCCGUGGAGCACGGCAAGCUGGCCAAGUUGCAAAUGAGCCUCAAGUCGGCCAAGUACUGGCUACUGCAGUCCAUCCAGGAUCUCGAUGGUUAUGGCGAGGAGCUGUUCAGCGGAGUCACCACCAAUGAGAGUGCCACUCGUUGUGAUAUAGCAGUGGGCGCACAUGGCAUCACCGUCUGCCGAGGGGGUGAGAAACAGAGCAUCCCCUUUGGCGCCAUUGCUGCAGCCAAGUCACUGCGUCGCACUUUCAAGUUGGAGUACGUGGACGACCACAACGAUCGCAAGGAGCUGGAGAUCAAGCUGCCCAAGCAGCCAAUCGCCGCGGGAUUAUAUCGCUCCAUAACCGAGCGUCAUGCAUUCUAUGUCUGCGACAAGGUGCGCGGAGUGGUGACCAACCAGUUCACCCGGGAUCUCAAAGGAACCAUUGCCUCCAUGUUCAUGGAGAACACAGAGCUGGGCAAGCGCUAUGUCUUCGAUAUCCAGCAUACGUGUCGCGAGGUUCAUGACCAGGCGAGGAGGACACUCCAUGAACGAGGUGGCGAUCUGGUUGCAGAGGGGGCCGAAGGAUGCUCUGCUGUUGCUGGAGGAUUGGGCGCCACUGCUGGCGGCCAUCCCUUGGAUGCGGUGGCCGGAGUUAGCGGAAUGUCGACUGGUGCCGGCGGCUCCAUGGCCGGCAAGAUAGAUUUGGCCAUACGCGAGAAGGAGGCGCGUGAGGCGGCGAUUGAGCGCUGCGUGACCACGCGCAUCUCGGAAGCCAUGCAGUGCAAGAUCUGCAUGGACCGCGCCAUCAACACAGUGUUCAAUCCGUGCUGUCACGUCAUCGCCUGUGCCCAGUGUGCUGCGAGAUGCAGCAACUGUCCCAAUUGCCGGGUGAAGAUAACCAGCGUGGUCAAAAUCUAUCUGCCGCCGGAGCUGCGCACCAGCCAAGACGGCAGCGGCGCCACAACCACCAGCAGCAGCAACAUCAGUCAGGCGGAGGAGCAGCUGCAGCAACAGCUGGAAGAGAUCUCAGCGGCACCUGCCACCCUAGAAGCGGGAGCAGGUGUUGGGGCAGGAGCAGGAGCAGGAGCAGGAGCAACCGGACCUGGCGGACAGCCGAAGGUGACGACGGCCGCCUAGAAUUGGUUGUGCUCGCUGCUGUUCCGGCUGAUGGAAUGGGUGUGCGUGCCGAUUGUCUGAGAACCAACAUGAUCCACUAUUAUUCUAUGACCACAACAACCUAAAUGGGAACAAACACCAACUAAGCAUCAUGCAACAUGCAACGUGCAACAUGUGUGGGUUUUGAAAUGGAUUAAAAACGAGUAGUCACAGUCUGUCAACAAUCUUAGCUCUAUCUUUACUCAAGUAUUUUACCGACAUAAGCAACUGAAACUUUAACUGUAACUCUAACUCUAAUCUAGACCCUAGCAAUAUACACCACAGAUAUAUAUAUAUAUAGUAUAUAUAUAUAUAUAUUUACUAUUUAUAGAUGUACGAUGAUGACUUCGAGAAAGUGCUAUUUAAACUCGUCUAAGACUUCACUGCAUAGCCUAUGCCUAAAAUCUAUAACUGCAGAUUGUUUCAUAUUCAUAUACAACACUGUACUGUAUACACAUAGAUAUAUAUACAUAUAUAUAUAUUUACGAUCGUUAUAGAUCAGCGAUACCUUAUACGAUGUAGCCCUUGAAUGUACAACAUAGUUACUUACUAAAUGUUAGCAAUUUUACCAACUAAA